AUGGAGGGUCACUGCCAGUGCGGCCUGAUAAAAUUCAUCACGCCUGUGCCGGCCCCUCUGGCGCUCUACAUUUGCCAUUGCACAGAGUGCCGACACCAGUCCUCAUCGACGUACGGCAUGACCGCUCUGUUUCCGGCAUUCGAAAUUCCCGAACCAUAUCCCGGCGCCAUAGCGGUCUAUAGCAGACCCAACGCCCACGGCCGCACGGAUGGGUACUUCUGCACAAAGUGCGGGUCAAGGCUGAUUCAUCGGGAUGUCCCGCAUGUAGGCGAACCCUCGAAGGUCAUCAGUGUGAAAUCCGGAUGCCUGGACGGCAUGACGAAGGAGAUGAUGCGCAAAGCAGUGCAUAUUUGGACGAGGAGCGCGGUCGUGGAUAUUCCGGAGGGUGUCGAGGCGUAUGAGGAGGAGCCUCCUGGGGGCAGUUUCGGUGAGGGAUGAAGAUUUGUAUGGGGACGAGCUUUACGGGACAUCGCGCUCGAGCACGGUCAUUGCUUGUUCAACGUUCCAGGUUCGUGAAACACUGGAACACGAUCAUGGUAUCAUGAUACGCGCCAGAUGAUUCACUGCUAAGGCGAAAGACUCUGAACCCCAUAGGAGAUCAGAC
Messenger RNA from Exophiala xenobiotica, 604 nucleotides. RefSeq lists its product as uncharacterized. The coding region runs from base 1 to 438 and encodes 145 amino acids. The record is from RefSeq and is a predicted model, not a curated record. Gene Ontology annotation, molecular function: carbon-sulfur lyase activity. The transcript has a single exon. Lineage: Eukaryota; Fungi; Ascomycota; Eurotiomycetes; Chaetothyriales; Herpotrichiellaceae.